AUGGCGAAAACACAGGAGAUUGGUACCGAAGAAUUCGACGUCGAGAAGACUAUCAAGGCCUUUGAGGCUGUUCCCAAAGACGGCAGCAGACCUGCAGUAUGCCUAACGAAAGAGUACAUCGCCGCGAUUAAGGAGAUGUGCAACUUUUUUAACAUCUGUGGAUCGGGCUUUGGCUUCGUUACAUCAGACGUGUCACAGAAGUUGAUACUAUUAGAGAAACACCGCACUGAGAGGGAUUUGCCGAACGGCAUUGACAACUUACAGGGAAUGAUGCAAUGGGAAGAAGACAAUGACAUGUUCGAUAAGGACGUCAAGUACAACGGUGCUAGAACACUUCUGCGACUCAACAGGGCAUCUCAAUUUGUGAUGCUGUUGAUCAAAUACAUCAUGGAACGGGAAAAGGCAUCCAUGUCGUCUAAUGCGUAUGAUGCGUAUUCUGAGACACUCAUGCGAUUCCACUCGUGGAUGAUUAAGAAGGCUGUGGGCGUCGCAGUCUACGCUAUUCCAUCACGACACACCUUGUUGAAGAACAUGAAAAUGACGGAGGACGAAGCACGGGAGUCCCUGCCCCGUUUAGUAGUGGCAAUCGACACAGUAUUCAGCGCUUUGGACAAGCACUACACAGAGCAUAAACUGCAAAAGCUACCUUGA
Messenger RNA from Sphaeroforma arctica JP610, 651 nucleotides. RefSeq lists its product as hypothetical. Gene Ontology annotation, biological process: ceramide transport; intermembrane lipid transfer. The record is from RefSeq and is a predicted model, not a curated record. Gene Ontology annotation, cellular component: cytoplasm; membrane; cytosol. Gene Ontology annotation, molecular function: ceramide 1-phosphate binding; ceramide 1-phosphate transfer activity. NCBI's taxonomy places the organism in Eukaryota, Ichthyosporea, Ichthyophonida. The transcript is spliced from 6 exons. The coding region runs from base 1 to 651 and encodes 216 amino acids.